Messenger RNA from Porites lobata, 11061 nucleotides. The record is from the annotation of a GenBank genome assembly. Lineage: Eukaryota; Metazoa; Cnidaria; Anthozoa; Scleractinia; Poritidae.
GGCUCAGAUAGCGCCCAAUCCAACUUUUCCACUAUCAGGAAUUUUUUGAAGAACCUCACUCGCUCAUUUAAUGUUUCAAGUAGUGGAACACGUGUGGGAGUCAUCAUUUAUUCGACGAAUGCAUCCUUAGAUAUUACUCUUGACCAGUACUCAAAUGUCAGCGAUGUAGCAGAGGCAAUUGACAAUCUAAUGUACCCUGGUGGUCUAACAAACAUAGGAUUGGCUUUAAAUAAGUCAAUAACCGGUCUUUUCAACAGUAGCAUUGUCCGGCCAAGUGCUUCUAAGAUUUUGCUGGUUAUCACGGACGGUACGUCCACAGAUGACAUCACGGUGCCUACAACACUCUUAGCUGAUACUAAUGUGACCUCUUUUGUUCUUGGAAUUGGUGAUGGCUACAGUAGAUACGAGCUUGACCAAAUUGCUCUUGGAGAGACAAAUCAUGUUUUCACCGCUGAUGUGAAUAACCUCGAAAUGAUCACUACCGUCUUAAGAGAGGCCAUGUGCUUAGGUAAUUAGAUGUUAGAUCGGAAAAAAAUAAUGAGCGACGAGAAUAUAUCGAAAUGUGUUUGUAAUCUUUGGGCUAACCAGGUAAGCCUGGUCACUGAGCUCAUAGGAGAAAGACUGCUGAACGUAAAGAAAGGUCACUUCCGAGUCCCAAAAACCCUCACUUUCAAAAUGAGGCCAAGUGCACCUUUCUCGUGAAAAUGAGUUUUAUUUGUAUGAGAAUGAAAAAUUAUUUUCAUAUCAAAGCCUGAGCACUUAACUUCGUUUUCAUACAGAGGCCCGGGGAAACUCGGAAAUGGCUUAUUGACUGCAACAACCAGUACAGGUUUGUUUUCAAUUCUGUUUGUGUACACUUGCAGAUAAUUCAGACGCAAGACUUUUUCUCGAAUGAUUCACAACCUAAUUAUUCCUUUUUCUUCUUCUUUUUUUUAAUUUUGCGUAUAAAUCAACUCUAAGCUAUUGACAAGUGCGCUGAUAAUCCAUGUCGCUUUGGAGGAAUCUGCAAGGACGGGUCCUGCUUAUGCCCAGAGGGACUGCAAGGCGCAACAUGUGCUGAAGGUAAGUUAUAUUGGGGCCAUUUAUACGAGGAAAAAUAAGACGCGUCUUACAUAAGACGUGUUCUAAAAAGACGCAAACUGUUCCUUGAUAAACGGCAUAUUUCUCCUAAAAUAGGAUGUACAGGUCUUGUAUAAUAACAGACCUUGACACCUGUUUCUCAGCAUAAGGAGGAUGAUGAAGAUGUGUAUGAGGAUGCGGAAUGAGUAGGGAUGAGUAUGAGGAGAGGGACGAGGAUGUGGAUGAGGAUGAGGAUGAGGAUGAAGAUGAGGAUAAAGGUGUAAAUGAGGAUGAGGAUCAGGAUGAGCGUAUGGAUGCGUAUGAGGCUGCGGAAGUGAAUAAGGAUGAGUAUGAGGAUAGAAAUGAGGAUGAGGCUGAGCAUGAAGGAGAAGAUAAAGGUGUGGAUGAGGAUGAGGAUGCAGCCAGAGUGAUGCGGAUGAGGAUCAGGAUGAGCGUAUGGAUGAGUAUGAGGAUGCAGAUGAGGAUUAGGAUAACGGUGAAAAUAAAGUUACGGACAAGGAAAUGAUAUGAAUGUAAUUAGGAUAAGGAUUAGGAUGAAGCUGCAGAUGCAGAUGAACAUGCUGAUGACAUUGAGCGUGAGGAUUGAAUGCGGCUGGAUACGAAUGAAGAUGAAGAUGAAGAUAACGAUGCAAACGAGGUUAAUGAUAAGGAUAAGGAUAAUAAUGAGGAUGAAUACGAAUGAUGAUGAAGAUGAGGAUGCAAACAAGGAUAACGACAAGGAUGAGGAUGAGGGUAAGGAUUAGGAUGAAAAUAACGAUGAAGGUAAAGAUGUAGAUUAGGAUGCGGGUGCUGACGAGGAAAUGGGUGAUGAUGAGGAUCAACAUCCUCAAGAAGAAUGGACUUGGAUACGGAUGAGGAUGCAAGUUUGAAUGCGGAUUUUGAUGAGGAUGACUAUGAGGUUGACGAUGACGUCGAUCGUAAUCAAUCAUCUAUUCAGUAGUUUUCCUUGUAAUCUUUCAGCUAUUCUUUGUCACCUAUUUACUAACCGAGAUGAACUGUAAAUUUACUUCUAAGCUGUCUAGCUAAAUAUGGGUAAAGGAAAACCGUUGAACAAUUCUGAGAUCAAAUGACCAAACUGUCCCUGAUCAAAUUCAUCAUUAACUGGGCUUUAAUAAACCUUUUCUGUUGUCUGUUUUUGAAAGCAAGUAACAUUUACUUUGAAUUAGUCAAGGUCAUUUUAAUCUUGCACUCAAUAAAUGACAAAACAUCACUAUCGAUAUCCAACUCACUAGUUCACUCAAUGAUUGCUUUCCCUAAAUUCUUUUAGUCAGGAAAUGUUCAUUUAGAGCUUUCACUGUUGGUGUAUCUUCGUUUACAGAUAUAAAAGAAUGCUCAAAUACAAGUGUUAGCUGUCCUCCUGGAAGAAAUUGUACAGAGACCUUUGGCGCGUACCAAUGCACUUGCGAAAAUGCCACCACAUUUGGCCAGAAUUGUAGCAAAGGUAGUGAAAUGUCGCUUUUUCAUUUCUUUUAGCGAAAACAAUCCUUUUACCUCUAGACAGGCAGAUAUCGGUAAUUGAUAAUAGAUUAGAUAGAAUUUGGUAAUUAAAAAACCUCUCAAGUAGUUUAAGGCCUGGGACUAAGGGGUCUACUUGUGGAAAAUGAAUUAUUGACUUUAACUCCGGCAUAAAUGAUACCGCUUAAUUAAAAUACACACAUAAAGAACUCAUCGUCCUUAACAUUUUAAAAUAUAAAUAUUGUGUUAGUAAGUCACAUGAUUUUUCACAAGACCAUUUUGCUAAAAAUCGUAAAUUAUUGACAAAUUGGUGGCUGGUUUAAGAAGAGAAAGCGAGCAAUAACAUUUCUCUAAUUCAUAUUAAAUAUUUCUAACACUUCAUGUUUGGAAUGACCGUCCAUUGCACUUCAAUAAAAACUUAUGAGGGUAUUUAGUAUUCCUUGCUGUUCGUGAAGAAAUCACUUCUUAGAAUGACUUAAGAGAUUCGUCACAAACACAAUUUUCUCCUCAAAGAAAUGUGUGUCUCUGCGUUGUAAUGAAUGUAUUUAAUCCUUCCUUCAUUUCUGCGGUUAUUUAUUAAUGUACAUUGUAAGAUGUUUUCAUGUUUCGCCCGAUAAGGUGGAGAGUUAUAUACCAUCACAAAUCACAGCCGGGCUAAUCACGUUUACGCUUGUGACCGUUCCUUCUUGUUCUUUCUCCUUUGCUUUAUCUUUCAAGACGGUAGCAAGGAUGCAACCAUUAUUUUCCUGGUGGACACCUCACGCAACAAUGGUCACGAUAAUAUUGUACUUCAACUGGAGUUUGUCAUAUCCGUAGCAUCCACUCUCUUCUAUGAGAAUAUUGGAGUCAUCGCGUAUUCAACCGAUGCACAUUUUGUGACCAGACCGGGCAAUUCAUCCAAUUUUACUGAUUUUGCUCAAACUCUGCGUACAUUUAGUUACACUAUGGGCAUCAUGACCAAUGUGGGAAAAGCACUGGACAAAGCAAAAGAAGAACCACAGUUGUUCAAUUCUUCCAAGGCAGCCAUUAUUGUCGUAUUGGUGGCCUGGAAGUCAAACGAUGAACUCGGGAUACCUGCCUUUGAACUGAAGAACAGCAGUGUGAAUAUUAUUGCAUUGAGAAUAGGAUCAAACUAUCUCGUGGCUGAUUUGUAUCUUUUGGCCAGCGAUCCUGAACCUGAUCAUAUACUGACGGUGCAGUUUGGUGAUUUAAAGACAUUCGUGACAGUUACAAGGGAUAAAAUAUAUCAAGGUGUGGAACAUAACAUCAACUGUUCAACCUCUUUUUAUUAUUAUUUAUUGAUUUUUUUGUGAGGAAACGUUUGAUUGACGUACCACCGGCCGGAGUUUUGGCACAUGAAGUUGAAAAUAUCGUUACAAAUUACUCCCUUUUUUUAAAAUGGUGUCCAUCUUGGAUUGAAAAUGCAGUCUAAUCUUGGCUUUCUUAUUUUAAAAUAGCUUUUUCCGGCCGUAUAAAAUGUGUGUUAAUGUUAAUUGUAAAUCUCAUUUAAUAUGAUUGAUGGUCCUUUUCUGUCACUGUAGUUGCGAAUCCUUGCUCCAGAGCUAACUGUAAUCCUGGGGAAAGAUGUGUCAGUCUAUAUGGAGUUAAUGCUGGAUUUAAUUGCAUUCCACGUAAGUCAAGUGCACAACCGAUUUUUGCAGAUUGAGGGGAAACUUGAACGUCUACUGAAAAGAAAAACAACAACUGCAAAAACAACAACAAAAACUGAUGUUCUUUGGCAUAAGUGAAAUUGACUCUCUAUCAAGUUUUAGGGAUGCUGUGUUCAUUAUUUGGUUUGGCCGAGUGCCUCGAUCACUUUUAUCAGAUGGUGUUACUAGAUUCUUUGAAGCCCGGCAGAAAAUUAGCUCAUUUAAAUUAUCAUCAACUUCAACGUUUAAAUCGAUAUUGAAAAUGCAGCCACAAAUAUCUUUUCAAACACAUCUUAUCUUUACUUGUCAAAGGUACACCAAUAAUCGUUGGGUCAUGGCUUUUAAAUUGUAUCCAGCUAUUAAUACCUCGAUAAAAUCCCUCUUUUGUUUUAUGUAUCUGAUUUUACAAUUAAAUAGGUACUUUCUUUAAAUUUUCAGUUGUAGCGGCAAGCCUCUGUUAUCCCAACCCGUGUAAAAAUGGAGGAAACUGUACCAUAACCAGGUAUAGUUCUUACAACUGUUCCUGUCCACAUGGAAUAGGAGGGGAGAAUUGCACGGCAGGUAAGUCACUGUGGUUAAUUAAGUUGAUAUCUGAUAAUGGACUCGCAAUUAUAGUACCUUAAGACAAAUAUUUGCAGAGCGUAUCCAACUGUCCAAAUAUGGCCUUAACGGGCUGUUUUGUGACGAUCACGUAACAAAGGGGUGGUGGAAGAGGGGCUGCGGACUGGCUGGUUAUUUUCAUAUGGCCCAUAAAACUGUAUUUUAUUUCCUUUUUAAAGAUAUUUUUGAUGAAUGUUAUUCGGAGCCUUGCCAAAAUGGAGGAUCUUGUGAAAACCUACUUGGUGAUUACAGAUGUAAUUGCACAUCAGGUUUUACCGGAAGGCAAUGCGAUAUAGGUAUGUACUAUUGUAUCUCCUUACUAACCCUUUAAGCCCUAAGAGUGAUCAGCAUCAAAUUUCUCCUUGUAAUAUCAAUGCUUUGUAAAGCAGAUCGAGUGGUCAUAAGAAAUACGGACAUGAUCAAACAGGAUGAAUUUGCUUGAUAUUUUAUCAACUUCUUCUCAUUACUUCUGUAGGAAACGAAUAGGGGCAACAAAUGAGAAUUUGAAAUUUUGAUCUUAGUGACAAUUUGCCCCGAAAUGCUCAUUUUUGGCAAAUCGACAAUUUCAAAUAUUCAAAAUACUUUUCAGAAAUUUCAUUUUUAUGACGUCACACUUUAGUACUCUAUUAAGCGGCCACCCUCGGGGUACCUUCAAGUGGCCGCUUAAUGGAGUUUUAGCCGCUCAAUAGAGGUUCGCCAGAAAAGGGCAUAAUCUUUAGCAAAAACAUCACUUUAUUUUAAAACAAACGCGCGACAGUGGAAACAUACUGGUCCACAAUCGGUUGUCACCUUUUAUCUGGGACUGUCUUUUCCUUCAUCAUAUUCUUAACAUGAAGCCAAACUAAAUGUAUCGUGCGCUUAAUGGCCGUUUUUAAAGGUGACAACAAUUGGAGAACGCUCUUUGGGAAGGUCAAAAGGUGACCGCGGUUUAUUCAUUUUCUUUGUUUCAUGGACUGUUGUUAGGGUCAAGUAUAUUGUUAAGGACGUUUUGUUUUCCCUUGUUUUACACCAGCUGUGUAGAAAAAAAAUGUUACACCGGAUAUUAGAAACAACAAACUAACAAACAAACAAAAACAAAAUAGAAGCAUCGCAAAAAGAAGAUGGUUAAAAAACCCUUUCACAACAGCUUUACCAGUGCCGCCAUUUUGAAUAACACGAACGUUUGUCACGUUGAACUCACUUAGCAAUCUACAUCCUCUCCCUUACUAGUUGUGAGCUACAUUGAGGAAAAAACAAAGAAAUGAAAUGAAUUAAUUAUUUAAAAUAUAAAAAUUUAAAAAAAAAAAAACAUCAAGGAUAGGUGAUUUGGACUUCAAAAAAAGGCCUGUCUUUUGGCUGCAAAUCUGUGUUUAGUUUUAAAUAAGGUUGUACGUUACGAAUAUUUAGGCUGCACAUGUACUUUCCUUACCAUUAAAUUGUAAUUGUAUCAUUCUCAUAUUAUGGUAUUUUGAUUACUUCUUUAUAGUCUGUUCAUUCCAGAAGUUCAACUUGGUGUUCCUAGUGGAUGGGUCCGGUAGCAUUGAACGGCAGGGGUCUGGGAAUUUCCAACGCGCGAAGGACUUCGUAAAAUCUAUUAUAGAGGAGUUUGACAUUAGCAGGGAUGGCACUAAUGUCGCGUUCGUGCUUUUUGCGUCUAGAGUCCAAGUUAUCUUUUCAUUAAAUGAGUUUUACAACAAGGCUCACAUUCAACGAGCAGUCCAAGCCGUACCGUAUCCUGCGGGUGGUACAAAAACAGGAGCAGGUUUGUACAACCAUAAGCGUGUUGUUCAUCGAUUGAUUGAUUGAUUGAUUUGUUUAUUUUCCAUAGGGUGGACGCCAAUCGCAAAAAAAAAUACUAGAUAGAAAAGAUGCUGAUAUAGAGAAGAGCCUGUCAGGCCCCUGAGGCCGAUAUCUGCGUCUUGGCCAUUCCUCAGUAAUGUAGCUGACAUUUGAUGAUGAUGAUGAUGAUGAUGGUAAUCAUCAUCAUCAUCAUCAUCAUCAUCAUUAUCAUCAUCAUCACUAUCCUUAUUACUGUCGUCGCAGGUUUGGAUGUGGUUCGCAGUCAGAUUCUAGCCAAUCUGGGUGAUCGCAGUAAUCUUACAAACAUUGUUAUUGUUGUAACGGAUGGACACUCCAGUGAUGACGUUCGAGUCCCUUCCAGUAGGCUUCGGGAUAUGAAUGUGACGAUAAUCAGUGUGGGAGUGGGUUGCUGCUACGAUAUUUUCAACUUAAAGGAUAUGUCAUCGGAUCCAGACGAGGAUUACGUUUUUGAGGCAAGUUUCACGACCUUGGAUAGGAUCGUCGGUCGCAUGAGACAGCGAAUUUGCAGUGGUAAGUAAAAACGAGUGAAAUAUGAGCACUGGAUGUGGACGUUAAAGGCAGGCACGGUCAAUAAAAUACGUGUCAUAUGAGCAAUAAAUGAAAAAGAAAACUUUAAGAUGUUUUGUACGUGAAAAUAUGGACUGAUAUUGCUUUUCUUCAAUCAACACUUCGGUUGUAACAUUUAACAUUUAUUCCUCUGGCCAGAAUGGGCUCUGAGUCAAUAGCCGAUGAUUGACUCAGAGCCCAUUCGGCUAGAGGAAUAAUUUUUUUAGUAAAAUCCAACUAGUUGGUCAAAAAUAUCGAGACAAAACAACUUUAGCUAACAAGACGAGAUUCAGCCGCCAUUGUUUGCGCUUUCCACUACUAGUAGGAUAUAACAUAUAGCCUAGUAGUAGCUCAACCAAUCAGAACAUAGCAUUGAGAAUAGACCACUAGUUGGAUUUUGCUAAAAUCUCUUACCUGGUAAUUCUUCGCAGUAUUAAAAUUUCUUAUCAAAGUUAGGCUUAAUAUUACUCACACUUUCUUUCCGUUUUGUUAUUGUCUUUCCACUGCGCCAGGUUUAGGUAUACUAGAUAUCAACCCUUCAGCAUGUUUCCUCCUCUUUUUUUUAACCUUUCUUGGAUAAUUUAACGCUUGUUCUGUACCCUGUUCAGUAAAACCACUCCACUAUCCCCUUCACCCUUUUGUACUGCGUUAUACUGUUGGCUUUGAAAAUUAAGACGUAAAUAUUAUGUCACGAGCUCUCUAAGAUCAUAUUAAUACAUCGUCGUUUGAAACACGUGGUGGUUUAACCACAAACUUAGAUUUCACCGAAAAAUCCGAUUCAGUCAGAUAGUUAAGAAACUAGACGUUUUAGACUUGAAAUGUGUUAUAAUGCUUUUCUUUAUUUAGCUAUUGUUCUUAUUCUUUGUACUUUGAAUAGUGGUGGAUCAUUGCUCUCAUAAACCUUGUGCUAAUGGUGGAACUUGCACUAGUGAGCCAAGUGACUUUAUCUGCAAUUGUACAGCACCAUGGACAGGAAAAGAUUGCUGGACAGGUUAACUGUUUGAGUUAUAUAUCUCAUAUUGCAGUCGAUUUAUAAUUGUAAUUGAACUGAGUGGAGUGCAAUUUGUAGAGCUAAUCAUAUCAUUUCGGUCCCAUUAUGUCCAGAAAAAAAAGAUUAACAUCUACUUUUCACGGUCACACACAUUUAGGAUGCUAAUACGGUACGUGUGCAUUCUCAGAACCAUGUUUACUAUAUGUAUAUGUCCGCUAUCAACGUUUUAAUAAAUACUUUCAAGGAUAAAUCGCCCACGCCACAUCAUCACGCCAAAUCGCUUAAACGCUGUUAUGCUCUUUACAAGAUUCACAAGAAAGUAUUGACUUGGACUGUUUUCUAUUAGAUGUGGAUGAAUGUGCCCUGAACAUAACCCAGUGCUCGGAUAGCCAGCUUUGUCACAACUUCCCCGGGGGAUCAUCAUGUCUUUGCACUGAUAGUCGGUACGGAGUCAACUGCUCUACAAGUGAGUAGCUUAACUUUGAAUCUGCACCCUUCCAAACAGCGAUUUUCUUAGAGACAAUGUAAUUGGUGUCCGCCAUGACGACUGCCAAGAAGCACCGUCCACAUCCCAGUCACGAUGCAAGACGAAGUAUCAAGGCAGUUUGGCGAACAAACCUCUAGCAAUUUCGACGAAGGAGGCUCAUCAGUGCCUCUUCGUUUUAGGCUGUCGUACAAUUUCUUUUCUUUUUUUGCUUUUUACCAGAAGCCGAGUGGUUGUUAUAUGAAAUAUGUCAUUUGUAUUAAUUACUCGUCAUCGAGAUACUUUAUGAAUACUGAUAAAAUGUGUUACUUUUAGAUUGUAACUUCACAAAGAUCGAUAUUGGAUUUCUGCUGGACAGUUCAAGAAGCAUAAAUAGUCAAGGAAGAAUGAACUAUCAGAUUCUGAAAGACUUUAUAAAGGCAAUAGUAAAGUCGGUUAAAAUUGGUCUCAAUGAAACCGAGCUCGGUGUGGCAACCUAUUCAGAUUUUAACAAGUUCCAACUACAUAUCAACUUCUCAUCCUACUCAAACACCUCAGAAAUUGUGAAGGCCGUGCAGAGAAUCCCUUAUGAUGCUGGCGAUACUUAUACGGGGAAUGGCUUAAAUCGCAUACGAACUGAACUGUUCUCACAAUCUAGAAAUGGAAUUCCGAAGAUUUUGAUUGUAAUUACUGAUGGGCAGUCCCAGGAUAGCGUUGAAACUCCUUCAAGCAGUCUUCGUGCAAUGAAAGUCCACAUCAUGUCCGUAGGGAUCGGAGAUGUGGUUUAUACACAGCUGGCAAAUAUGGCUACGGAUCCAGACAACCAAAACGUGUUCACAGCAAAUUUUAGUUCAAUCCAUGAUGUUGUUGGAUCCAUCAUUGAAAACAAUUGUAGGGGUAAGUGCAAAAUGUCCCUUGGUGGAGGUGGGUUAUGGGUGUUUCUUUAGGGAUUGGAGCUCCUACUCAUCUCAACCCAAAGGAAGCGAAAUUCUGACAUGUCGGAGCUACCAAGAGUUUUACAAAUGUUAUACCCCAUCUACGUCCAGAAUAGAAGAGGGUGUUGUUGUUAUUGUUGUUAAAUCGCCAAGUUGAUGAAUAGAUAGUAGUGAAACCUUGUAAACGUAAAACCGAAGUGAUGCGCUAUUAAUGUCUCGUACGUCACCUUUACUUUAGUUGCAGAUCCUUGUCAACCCCACCCUUGUCAGAAUGGAGGCACGUGUCAUGUUUUGGACGAUCUGCUGAAUUUCCAUUGCGAAUGCCCCGCUGGUUGGAAGGGAACAACUUGUGAAAUAGGUAGAACCAAACGAUAUGUCUGUUUUCCCCACCCGUGUUUGACAACAGAACCAGAACGCUGAGUGAAAGCUAAGAAGAAUAUAACUUACGUUUGUUCUGGACAAUAGAUUAAGCUAUUGGCCUCCAAAGCUUUACUGUAAUGUUUUGUUUUUUUGGUCAUUUCAACUUUUUACGAAAAAAGCAUCUUUACGCAGAAAGUGGACCAGCUCGCAAACAGUCUUAAGUACGCUAUACAAUUCCAUUCUGAAAGAACAAGUAAUUAUAAGAUGCCCCAAUAGUAGGACAAAUCGUUAAUCAAUUUGGACAGUAAAGUAGAUCUCCCUUCAGAUAGCUCGGUAUACGACAACAAGAGUAUUUGUAUUGAAAACAUUGUAAACAGGCUUAUCUACGAAAUUGUUACUUACUUCACUCGAACACUUUUCAGAUGUCGAUGAAUGUCAAAACAGUCCUUGCAUCAAUGAUGCUCUUGGAUGCUCGAAUACAGAUGGCAGUUAUGAAUGCAACUGUAACCAAGGCUAUACCGGGAGAUUUUGCCAGAUAGGUAGGCUAUUCCACUAUAUAAAUCAAUUAAACUUCCGAUUCUCAGUUCCUCAUAGGUUUUGGGUAUUUAUUCCUUAGGUAUCCUGAAAAAUAGAUUUGACGUUGUUCUUCUUUUGGACGGUUCUUCCUCCUUGGGAAUUGCUCGGUUCCUGCAAACCUUGUCUCUCGCAAAGGACGUCCUGUCACCUUACAACAUUUCUCGAGAGAACACAAACGUGGCCGCUGCAGUCUACGCAUACAACACCACCAUCCACUUCAACUUCACACAGUAUUUCAGCUACGCAGCUGUAUCUUCCGCAAUUGAUCUAAUUCCAUACCUCGACCAGUUACCCGCAAACCUUUCGUUGGCUAUGGAAACCGUCAACAGAACCAUCAUUUCGUCCAGCCGAGAGAACGUCACAGUCGUGAUAGUGGUUUUCGUAACCACCGCCUUGAGUGGAAAUUGUCCAGUGUGUCAGACACUUCGAGACCAAGGAGUUAAAAUAAUCACGGUUGGUAUUGGUGAAGAUGUUGUAGACAGUCAACUGGUAUCGAUAGCCACCAACCCAGCGGAAGAUUUCGUAGUGGUUUUCCCCUUUUUGCACAUUCCCACGAUGUCAGGGGUUGUAAGCGGAGCAAUUGCUCAAGGUAAGAGAUUUAUCUAA